Linum trigynum is the source of this 3525-nucleotide messenger RNA. The record is from the annotation of a GenBank genome assembly. Lineage: Eukaryota; Viridiplantae; Streptophyta; Magnoliopsida; Malpighiales; Linaceae.
GCGAACAUGAAGAGGAUACAUGUCUCCAUCUAGAGCUUGGUGUUAUAUGGAGAGAGGACACAUCACGGGGGUACGUGGCCAAGGGUGAUGAGUGACCUGGUGUGAGUGACCCCAGGGGUGGGCGGAGUGAGUCCAAGUUGGUCGAGGUGACCUAGGGUGGUUGACCACGGGGGGUGGCCGAGGUGUUCUGAGGUAAUUAACCCCGGGGGUGGGGGGGGGGGGGGCAGAGUUACUUCGGGGUGGUUGAGGUAACCCAAGGUGAUUGACUCUGGGAUGGUCGGAAUGACCCCGGGGUGACCAAGGUUACCUGAGCUGAUUGACCCCGGGGGCCCGGAGCGACCCCGUGGUGACCGCGGUGGCCCAAGCUUAUUGAUCCUAGAGUGGCCGGGGUGAACCCAAAAUGACCGAGGUGACCUAGUGUGAUUGACCCCAGGGGCCCGGAGUGACCCCGUGGUGGUCGAGGUGGCCCGAGCUUAUUGAUCCUAGAGUAGCCAGAGUGACCUCAAAAUGACAAAGGUGACCCAAUGUGAUUGACCUCGGGGAGCAGGAGUGACCUUGGUGUGAUUGAUCCCCGGAGUGACCCCCGAGGUGACUGAGGUGAAGUUGAUUGAUCUCGGGGGUGUCAGAGUGACGUCGGGGUGGCCAAGGUGACCUCAUCGUGAUUGACCACGGGGGGUGGCCUGAUUGACCCCAAGGUGGCCGAGGUGAUUGAUCUCGGAGGUGCUGGAGCUGCCCCAAGGUGACCGAGGUGAUUGAUCCCGGGUGGCCGGAGUGACCCCAAGGUGGCCAAGGUGACUUGAGAUGGUCGGAACGACCCCAUGAUGGUCGAGGUGACCCAAGGCGAUUGACCUGGGGGUGACUAUGGGGUGGCUGAGAUGACCCAGGAAGAUUGACACGGGGGUGAUCGGAGUGAUCCCAAGGUGUCCGAGGCGAUCCAGGGUGAUUGACCCGGGGGGGGGGGGGGGGGGGGUGGCCGUAGUGACUUCAAUGUGACUUGAGGUGAUUGACCCAGAGGGUACCGGAGUGACCUCAAGGUGGGCGACGUGAUUGACCCCGGGGUGGCCGGAAUGAUACCAAGGUGACUUGGGGGGAUUGACCCCGGGGUGAUCCCAUGGUGGUCGAGGUGACCCGAGGGUGAGACCUCAAUGUGACCCGAAUGACCUUGGGGUAACCAAAUGGUGAGGUUAUCUCCGUUUAAUAAAAUAAAAUUUUACUUAGGGCCCACUAGUUAUGUUUAUAUGAGUAUUUUUUUUUUCAUUUUGUUUGGAAUGUCGUAUUUUAUUUAAAAAUAUAAGUAGAUUGUCUUCAAUAUAUUUUAUAUGUGCUGGAAUUAGUUUGAUGUUAAUAAUUUUCACAGUUCUACAUAUUUUGUUAAAUCAACAUGAUUUGAUAUAAACUAAUUAUAUCUGGUCAAAUCAUAUCUCUUGUUAAAUCGGCACAACGAUAUAAAUGAUUGACAACUUGCGAUGACACUAGCAGCAGUAACACUAAGCGCACCAGUAACCAUAGCCGGUCUUGUGCAGCGGGUUCAUUUCAGAUCCAGGGCCGCCCGGUUCUGCCCUAACCCGCAAAGUAAUCGGGGUUUGGGAUCCAUUUUGGUAACAACAUCAGAAGCUUUGAUUGACAUGGCGAUGGCUACACUAGCUGCUGCUCGUCGAGUCGCUGCUCUCGGCCGAGUUUCAUCCCCCGCCACAUCCGUUCAGGCUGCGUCUCUCGUCCCCCGCCGCGGCCUCGCCGGCGCUGCAGAUCACCAUGGGCCACCGAAGGUGAACUGUUGGAGCCAACCAGCGAAUCCAGCUCAGUGGAAGGAAGAGCACUUUGUAAUUGUCUCUCUCGCUGGUUGGGCUCUCCUUAUUGGUGGUAGCUACAAGUUCUUCACCAAAGGCAAGAAGGAAGAGGUAACUUUACACUUGCCUUCAAAUGUGAGAGUUGAUUUAGUCUUUUGCAUUGUGGGUGUUGAUGUCGACCUAAAAGCAGCGUUCUUUUCUCUUUGAUGUAAUGUGUGUGUUUUGGGUCAAAUUUUAUGAACCUAAUUGUUGUCUUUACCUUUGGAUUUGAGGUCAUGAUUAGUCAGUUAAGUUCUGCAGUUUUAACAGUAGCUUUUGAAAGCAUGGCAGCUUGAAUUAACUGCCUGGAUUUUUCCAUCGUAACCUGUUUGUCCUAUAUAGUUCAACAUACUGAGAUGAUCUGUUGAAGGUUGGAGAGACUUCCCAUUUCCAUUUCUUACCUUCGAGCUUGUAAUUUAAUAUGCCGCUCCCCCUUUCUGUUCUCCUCUUUUCUGUCCUUGUGUAUUGUUGUUGUUCUUGUUCUCUUUAAAAUUUCCAGUCCACCUGAUGGGAAAACAAGAGAACAAUGUCUAUCACUGCAUCCCUUUCUUUACAUUUAGCACGUAAUUAUCUUUUUGAAAACCUGUUCCAAGAGAUGUCUUCCUGCAGUCAUUAGCACCGCCUUAUAUGUCAGAAACAUUUAGAUACAGACGCCCUGUGGCCUUGUAGCGUGGUGCAAUGCCCUUCUGAUAUGCUUGAACUAUUAGGCCAAAUGAUAUGAAGCACGUUGAACUUGUUUUCUGGUUGAUUUUAUUGUGUCCACUCUGUUCAUCAGGCGACACUAUUAGGGCUUGUUUGCUUGAUGGAUUUGGUGAGGGAUUUGGAUCCAUCAUGGAUUUUGUUCAAAAUUCAUUGUUUGCUUCAUGCAUUUAGGAGCAACAAAUCCGUGGGUCCCACAAACUUUAAGGGUCCAAAUCCGCGGACCCCACGGACUUGAAAGUCCCACCUAUUUAGGUGGGAAUUGAUCAUGGACUUUGAAGUCCAUCAUUUUAGACCAUACUACCCCUCCUAUUUCAUUUCACUUCUCAUACCAAUGAGGGCAAUAAAGGUAAAUUUCACUUCAUGCAUACAAAUCUAAUUAACCAAUUCCAUCAUGAAAUCUAUGAAACAAACAAUGGUAUUUUUCAAAUCCAUGAUUAACCCAAAACCCUCAUAUAUCUAUGGUUUUACAAAGCCCAAGGUUUACCAAAACCUUCAUUUUUCAAAUCCACAAAGCAAACGACGCCUAAAUGUUUUGCACCAUGUCCGAUUUGGAUAUAAUCCAGCUAUCUUUGCGGAAACUUAGGUUAUUAACAGUCAGUUGUACUUGUACAGAUUAAGGUCGUGGCAUCCUCAACAUAUUUGUAUCAUUGUAUGGUUGCUUUCCUAUCUUGUUUUGUGUUUCCCUAACACACGAUUUUUCUCUUCCCAGUUGGUAGAAGCAAAGCACUGAGGUCCAUACCCUUCUCUCCUGUGGUUCCUGGUAAUAAAAUGUAUUCAGUUGUCCUUCGCUGAGGAUUCAGCCUGCCGUUUGUCACUCAUUGUUUUCUUAGAACAGAUGAUUAUAUUAAGAGCGGAAAAUGUUUAAUCUCCUUUGGCGAGAUGGAUAAUAAACCCUUCGCAGUUUGAUGCUUCACAGUUCAUAUUAUGACGACUGUUCUGAUUUUAUCUUUGCUUGAGUAGAAGGUAUUUCCAAUGCCAAUGAAAGUACAGGGUUUUU